Beauveria bassiana ARSEF 2860 is the source of this 3747-nucleotide messenger RNA. Its product is annotated as Acyl-CoA N-acyltransferase. The transcript has a single exon. The coding region runs from base 1 to 3747 and encodes 1248 amino acids. The record is from RefSeq and is a predicted model, not a curated record. NCBI's taxonomy places the organism in Eukaryota, Fungi, Ascomycota, Sordariomycetes, Hypocreales, Cordycipitaceae.
AUGUCGUCCAUGACACAAGAGCAACUGGACAACAUUGCGUGGCUUGAGCAAGAAAGGCGUCGCAUAAAAAAUGAGGAGAUCGAAACUGCACGUCGUUCAACCGAACUCUCCAUACAGAGAUGCCAGACAGAACUCGGAAUCACAGACCCUACCAUAACUUCGACUAUUGCCAGCGAGGUCCUCAGGGCCGAGGAGGCAGAGAGACUUCAAGUGGCUGCCGUCCGCCUCUAUUCGCGCGAGAUUCAGCGACUGGUUAGCACGGGAGGCCAGCCUCUCCCAGGUGUCCAUGUAAUAGAUGGAGCAAGGAGGAUAAACGAUGUUCGGCGUGAGCUCACAAGAGCACAGGAAGAACUGGAAUCAGGCCGACAAGGACGGAGAUACAGACUCUGCCGAUAUAUUAACCAGUGCAGAAUCGAAUCCACCAGAAUCAAAGGGAGGGAAUGCGGAUUCGCACUUCGAAACGAAAUCGUAAGCGAAUGUGCGCGCAGACCAGUCUACGAUGGAGUCGGCUACAUUGUAGCUUUCGGCGCCAAAUAUCUCAGAGUCGGCGGAGCCGAUGACUACCUUACAGUGCACAACCCGGCUUACCCGCGCGUUUCAAUCGUUCGAAAUAUUGCUCCCAACUUUCGAAAUAUCAAAGUGAAGGGCAAUACGAUAGCAAUACGCGCGCUUAAAAACGCUCAUGGCUAUGCAUAUGCGUUUAUGAUGGGAGACCGACAGGAGUUCCCUUUCAGCAGAUCAGAGCCAGGUCUCCUUAGAGAAGACCCGGUUAAGAGGCAACCUGUUACAGCAAGGAUAAGAGACUUCGCUGUUGACGCAGGCCACGGGAGAGGUUAUGCACUUGCAGUACAAGGCCAUGGAGACGAUGGUCAAUUUCAUGGUAUUGCGUCUUAUAACAGAGUAUCGGAAAUCUCUCCAAACGAAUUCUUUGACACAACGCAUCUGAGCGACGAGAAAUGUCGCAUGGCUGACUUCAACUUUCAGCUCGUCUAUGGAAAACUCCCUAUAGAAACGGAAAUUGAAGUUGGCACACUCCUCAUUGAACAUGCGCGUUACUAUUUCGGUGCCCGAUUAUUUUGCACUGAAUGCAGCCCUCUCAAUGUACGAUAUACCGAUAUCAUGCAAGCCUUGGGACUGAGGAGAUUCCACACCGUGGAACCCGCAAGCUUCAACCCGGCUCUCGCAGCCGCAACGUGGAAGUUUGACCUCUGGUCCUGGAAAGCUGCAGAGGAAGAACUCAAACGCCAGGGACAGUGGUUCGUGAACAAGGACACAAUGCAAGAGGACCCGGAAGCCGAAAGACGGCCAAUUCAUGAAGAUCCCGAGGAGCCACUCCCAAGCUUGGCUAUCGUGCAAGCCGUGCCAACCGUCCAUGAAGACCCAGCUGCCUUUGAAACCACCAGACAGCCAACCCAUUCGGUUCAAAGUCACUUCGGGCCAGUGCCAUGGCCACAGACCAGUGAGAGUAUAGAAUGGUCCUCUGGAUCAUACCUCACUGGAAAUACAGGCACCACUGACACUGGAACCUCUUCGGGGCUCGGCUACUCAGAAUCGGACCAAACUCAGUCAAACUCGUCCACAUUUCAGUCUCGGAGUCCUACCGACAGCUCCUCUGAAAGCUUAGCGUCCAUUACGCGUGAAGCCAGUAGAGCCUUCAUUGUGGCAGAUGAACAACUGACAGACAGUCCAGUUUGCUCCGAGUUGCGCGUUUGGCAAGGCUCGGUUGCUGUAGGGGUUCUCAGAGAAGAAGAAGAUUCUCGUGCGAUGCCGCCACCAAUGCUGCCAAAAAAUAUCCCAUUCCAACCGACCUCCUCGUCCGAGUCAUCUGCAAAUCUAUCUUCUGAGUCAGACGUUACGCAUGCCAGUAUGAACGUCGACUCCCUGCCUCGUCCAUCAUCUGAUGCCAAGGGCAACCGGCCGACUUCUUCAAUUUCGCUCGGCGAACUAGAUCCUAGCACACAGACAGAACUGCCAGCAACAGGCUUAUAUAACGAGGAGGGAGAAGGGCGUGUUUUUGAACAUUGGCGUGUUUCUGAUUCAAGCCCUGCUUGUGCAUUGUGGUCAGACCCUGGACUACGGUUGCACGAGACUGUUCCUAGUACAGAAGAGGUGUCGCAGACCUCCAUGAUAUAUGAUCGAAAGGGAAAACGUCCUGCUUCUUUGACUUGGGACGCGCAGCCCAAGCGGCCGUCUCCACUGCGUCAAACUUUGACCCCAGAAGAGACAAUUGGGGAUAUUAUACGUCCCUCUGCUCAUUACGUGGACGCUAGAGGAAUGUCGCAGCCUUUGCAUGCUCCGCCAAAUGACGCCACGCCAAAGACAGCAAGACUGAGCUGGCCUGAUCUGAAUCAGCAAUUCGAUGGUCGAAACAUUGCUGUAAUUCAGUCAUCACAUGAGGAUUUUACACCCUUCUCGCCCAAUCCUGGCCACUCUGAGUCAAAUUCGACGAGUUCUAAGCCACCCGUAGCAUGGCAACAACAAAACCAUUCGCCAGCGCCGUAUAAUGGUUCAGCAAUGUUUGUCCUACCUGAUCUAUCACGCACCUCACGAUCAUAUGCCAGCCCAUCCAAUGUACCGGAGCCCGGUACUGAGCUGGCAGUUGACAACCAGCGGCCAACCCAACUUAUGAGAGCCUCUCGGUCAAACGCUGCGCCACUUUCUUCUGUUAUUCAUAUUGACAGGGUCGAAGAUGGUAAGCACUCCGAGACAGAGACGUUCACUGCCACAUUUAAAUUGACCCUGGAAGGCUCCCAAUGGCCAGUUUUGCACAUGAUCCCAGCGCAAGCGAAGCCCCAUUACGAAAACCUACCGCAAAGUACGAAUGGAGCUUCCAGACCUUGGAGUAACACAAACUCUGUUGAGGAAUUGACUUCAAAUACACCUCGGUCCAAAAAGACCCCAGAGCAUCAGCAGCAGAUGAGGCCACCUGUGCCAGCGCCUUCACCAGGCCGCAGACAAGACCACUUACGACAGCAGCAUCGCACACAUGCCAGUCAGACGGAAUCGUUUACCCAGACUGAGCCAGCUUCAACUAAUACAUUGCGUCAGUCAGGUUAUCAUAACAAGACGGUCUAUAAUUACGUGGAACUUGUCCAAGCAAGGCCCGGAGAGCAACCAAGGCAACCAUCUCUGGUACAGACAAGGUUGCCACCGGAGAAGGUUUCAAAGGACGAUCGGCAGGCUUCCAUGGGCUACAGUCAGGCCAAUGGAAACAAGAGCGCGAAUCUGUUGAAUGUCAAACAGCCUGCCAACACAAAGCAAAUCUCGACGCCUGUGACACGGAAUUUGAAAGGGCAGCAAGAAAGCAAUACCAUGAGGUUGCAACUUUCUCAAGACGAACGCAAAGAGCAAAAGACAUCACCAACUUCCAAGCCAACACAGGCUACGCGGGCGACUGCAGCGCAGUCAAGCUCUAUCCUAGAUACUCUCUUGAGUAACAUCGCUCUUGUACCCGGGCCAUACGUCACAUCCACGCCGAACACAAGUUCUGCCUCGGAUGCCCCGUCGACUGUGCACCUGAGAAAUAAUAGCCAACUCUUGCCGGCCAGGAAUGUCCAUGAGAGUAGUACAUUCUCUCGGGAAAGAUUGACGCAGCAUACCGCUUACCUAACUGCCACCCCUCAUCAGGUUGCUCCUCAACAAACCGCCAAAAUGACUAUUGCGGAACUGACCUCUCCAAAUCCUCCUACCUUCUCGUCAGAGUUAGAUUUGGAAAAGAAGUCGAAACAACGCCCAUGGCAACUGUGA